Cyprinodon tularosa is the source of this 1947-nucleotide messenger RNA. RefSeq names its product nuclear factor 7, brain-like. Gene Ontology annotation, molecular function: zinc ion binding. The record is from RefSeq and is a predicted model, not a curated record. Lineage: Eukaryota; Metazoa; Chordata; Actinopteri; Cyprinodontiformes; Cyprinodontidae. The coding region runs from base 64 to 1326 and encodes 420 amino acids. The transcript has 2 exons.
GAAAGCACAGAAACCAGCAGAUCGAAGCAGAGAGGAGAGAAGCAGAGAAAAGCAGAGAGAAGUAUGGCAUCCUGCUCUUUAUCUAAAGAUCUGACAUGUUCAGUCUGUCUGAGUAUCUUCACGGAUCCGGUGACCCUUUCCUGUGGACAUUCUUUCUGCAGAGAAUGCAUCACACUUUCUCUGAAAUCACUGAAUCAGUGUCCAGAAUGUAGGACGACUGUUCCUACAGACCGGAUGGAUUUCACAACAAAUCACAUCUUAAAAAAUCUUUCUGAAAAAGCAAAACAAGACAAGGAAUCUGGGAAACACUCUGAGGCUCCUGUGGGGUUUUGCUCUGAACACGACGAAAGGCUGAAGCUGUUCUGCGUCACCGAUCAGCAGCUAACGUGUCUCAUAUGCAGGGAUUGUGAAAAACAUCAAGGACACAAGUUUAAACCAAUCAAAGAAGCUGCUGCAUCAAUCAGAAAGGAGGUAGAGGCAUUUUUGGGAAAAGAUUUCCAUGAUUUCAGCAAGAUAGAAAAUCUUGCCAAGUCACAGAAUGAAGAAAUAAGAAAAACCGAAGAAAAGUCUCAGCAGCUGAGGACCCAGAUCAGUGGUCAGUUCCAGGAGAUGCACCAGUUCCUGAGAAGGAGAGAAGAUGAAAUAAUGAAUGAACUAAAUCAAAAAGAGGCUGAUGAGCUUAAGAAGAUGAGGGACGGGUUGGAGCUGGGGGAAAAGAUGAAAGCUAUUCUGGAGAUUACAGAGCCUGAGAUUUUACUGAAGUGUUGGUCAGGUGACAACAGUAUGAAAGCUCAAAAUCCCUUAAAUCUCCAGGUGGUGAAUUCGUCUUUGUCAUUGGGACUCUAUGAGAGCCACCUUCAGCUCUUUAUGUGGAAAGAAAUGCUUCAGUUGAUCCAGCCUAAAGCAAAGAAGCUUUCUUUAAAGAGAGAAGAUCCACCUGUUGGGCGACAACGAAGCUGUAGCUACAAUCAGUCAAGUGGUUAUGGACAAAGGUAUUCUAUAUGUGACUGUCAUCAUAACUACACCAGCUUACUGUCUCAAUACCAGAAAUACUGUAACCCAGGUCAAAACGACUAUUACCUUAGAAUAGAUAAGAUAGAGCGAGGGCCAAAUUACUGGGAGAUAGAUGUUAAGGAUAAGAGCAGUUGGACAAUACAUAUACAAAAUCAUUCUUUGACAUUUAUUAAUGACAAAUACACCAAAAAAACUAAUAAUAGAACUGAGUACCUGAACUUUGAAAAUAGACCUGAAACAAUUGGCAUUUAUUUUAACAGCAUCACCAAUCAGCUCCAGUUCUUUGAUGUAGACAAUAUGAAACACUUUUAAGGCAUUAACAGCCGUGCAAGAGUAGGAUAAAAUCUCCUCAUGCAAGAGCCUUACCACCAAAAGCAAACAUUCAAAGACUGUUGUUUCCUCUAAUGGUGACAAAGGAAGUGGUUUAGGGGUCAGUUUCAUUUUCACAUAGAGCCAGGCUGCUUGGGAGAGAUUGUUUUUCAUUAAAGAGCAAAAUCAUGUAAAAAUGCAUUAUAUGUAAAUAAAGCCUAAAUUUUCCUAUUAAGGUUUGCGUCAAUGUUCUGAGACUGAAAGCAAAAAAAAAAAAAAAUAAAACUCUGUUAGCAGGCAAAUUAAAUAAAAUAAAAUGUAUACUUCUCUUCUCAAUCUUUUAUUUUUAUUUUUUCUGUGGUUUUGUGAUGAUCUGGAGUUAAAAUUAAUGCAUGCAUUGCCUCAGCUUUGCUGUAGAUAAAUAGUGAGUCCUUUGAUUUUUUUUCCAUUCCUAUGGAAAGUAGAAGCAUUUAUGCAUUACUGAGCCUGAAAACUAUUUUUCAGUUUAUGAGCUAAAUUUGGAGGAAAACUCUUUGUCUGAAAUUAUCACAUAAAAUAAUCUGUUAUUAAUCUGUAUUGGUUGCUGUUGUAAGAAUGUGGAAUUAAAACAUUAAAUCUAAACUA